Messenger RNA from Lichtheimia ornata, 594 nucleotides. RefSeq names its product ribosomal protein L15. Gene Ontology annotation, cellular component: mitochondrial large ribosomal subunit. The record is from RefSeq and is a predicted model, not a curated record. NCBI's taxonomy places the organism in Eukaryota, Fungi, Mucoromycota, Mucoromycetes, Mucorales, Lichtheimiaceae. Bases 1 to 594 code for a protein of 197 amino acids. Gene Ontology annotation, biological process: translation. The transcript has 4 exons. Gene Ontology annotation, molecular function: structural constituent of ribosome.
AUGCUACGAUCAGCUCGUCUCGCCACUACCACCGUACGCAACUAUUCCACAACUGUACAAGCACCAAAGCAACCUGUCCAUUUAGGUGCUCUUGCCGAUAAUGCUGGAGCUGUUUCCCAGCGAAAGCGUGUGGGUCGUGGUCCUGGAUCUGGUUUAGGCAAAACUGCAGGUCGUGGCCACAAGGGUCAAAAGGCCCGUGCAGGCAACGGCAAGCCUACUCCUGGUUUUGAAGGUGGACAGACGCCCUUGUUCAAGCGUGUUCCUAAGCGAGGUUUUUACAACAUCCACGGCAAGGAAUAUCAAGAGCUCAACUUGGAUCGUCUUCAACAUUGGAUUCAAAGCGGCCGAAUUGAUGGCUCAAAGACUAUAACCAUGAAGGAUCUUUUGGACUCACGGUGCAUUCACAAGAUUGAGGAUGGCGUAAAGCUUUUGGGUGUGGGUGCUGAAUCGUUUAGUUUGCCUAUCAACAUUGAAGUCUCCAAAGCAUCCCAGGUCGCUGUUGCUGCUAUCGAAAAGGCUGGAGGCAAAGUAACCACCUGCAAUUACAACGCAUUGGCUCUGCGAGCACACACACGUCCUGAAAAAUACAUGUAG